Molecule: messenger RNA, 2809 nt
Organism: Hydractinia symbiolongicarpus
Lineage: Eukaryota; Metazoa; Cnidaria; Hydrozoa; Anthoathecata; Hydractiniidae
Product: octopamine receptor beta-2R-like
Exons: 1
Coding region: 83-1177 (364 amino acids)
Biological process (GO): G protein-coupled receptor signaling pathway
Cellular component (GO): membrane
Molecular function (GO): G protein-coupled receptor activity
Source: RefSeq, a predicted model, not a curated record
UUUUAUUCAAUUUAUCUUAGAAUUUUAUGACAAGAUUUUCAUAACAAGUCAUUUCUACAACAUAUAUGAACAAACAUCUUAAAUGAUUUUUUUUUUCUUGUGUUAUUUGGAUUACAUUUCCCUUAAAAGCAUGCAUUUAAACGUAACGGAUGAACCGAAAAAUCCGAUAAUACACCAAACAGCAGCUCUGGUGUGUUUACCACUUCUAGGUGUUGUUGUUGUUUUAUUAAAUACAGUACCUCUAGUUGUUUAUAUAUCUUCUGGAAGAAGAAAUCGACAGUUCAGCACUGGAUUAAUUUGGUUGCUUGUAGCAGAUAUUUUGAUUGGUUGCUUUCCGUUGCCCAUAUAUGGUUUAAAAAAAUACGAGUUUUCCGACACAAGUAUUGCGUGGAAGAUAUGUGACGCAUGGCGAUACACCUAUUUUACCUGCAUUCACAUUGCAAUGAUCAGCUUAAUAUUAAUAACAUUAGAAAGGAUUGGUUACCUAAAGUUCUCACUUAUGUACAACGUAUACUUCACUAAGUUUCGUAUCAAUGUAACUUUUUCUCUGUGUUGGAUAUUUUUUAUCUUCUUUGACAUGAUUCCGUUUUUUCCGAUCGGUGAACACGAUCACGAAUUAUGUCGUUAUGUCAUUAAAAAGACGUGGGGAUUCGCGAUGGACAUAUUAACCAAAGUGUUUCCUCUGGUGUUCAUUUUAGUCUCUUACAGCUUUAUGAUUUACAUUGCAUAUAAACAGACUGUGAAAAUUCGUCGAUGCAACAUAAGAAAGAGAAGACGUGCUUCUGUCCUAAAUAACAUCAAAAUAGCAAUCGAAAUGAAAGCUACUCGAACUGUGGCGUACAUUGUUGGAUCAUAUAUAACAUGUUGGGCUCCAUCAAUGAUAUACUACUUUUUAGAAUGGUUUUGUGACACGUGUGAAAUUGAACAACCGCACCGUACUUGGUUUCGUUUCUUUUUAAAACUGCUUGUAUUAUUUCAUGCUUUGUUGACACCGAUUGUAUUUUGUUGGAGAAACACGGAAUUUCGAAAAAGCCUUCUAUAUUUUAUGAAGAAGUCAAGAAGAACGCAACAAGAAGUAAGCAUGAGUACAUUUUAUGUGACGGCGUUUAUCAGUCGCACAAGACAAAGGAAAAAAACAAGUGUUACGCAAAAUAAUGAACAAGAUACAAGUGUGUAAAAGUCCGGGCACGAAGUUGCUAGACAAGUAAUCACAUAGAAUCUGUUUAAUUAUUAAUUAGAUCGUUACUUAUCUUAGUGCUGUCCAAUAUGCUAUGCUUUAACUCGCUCAGUAGAACACGAGGUUUUAUUGACCAAGACUUGUUUUAUGCUGGCCUUUAAACCAACGUAAAAAUUUUUUUAUUAACACCACUGUUAAAAUAAUCUGCAUAGUAUUUGCAGAAAGUCUCUAACACGGUUUAUAAACUACCAACAUUUUUCGUGUUGAUCAUGUUAUUUACACCAAAUGCAUUAGAUAUGGCUCAUAUAAAGUGAGGCAUGACCACAGGGGCCUGUUUUUUUUUUAAAAAAUUCCCCGACAGGCGUGUUUCUACUCAUUUUAACACAGAGUUUCACGCUCAUUUCAGCUCUUAGGGCUUCUUUUCUUUUUUCGAUAAAAGAGAUAAAGAGAUCUGAGAUAGAAGUUGUACUUAUUAUUUACGCCAGCCAGCCAGGUAUAGAAAACACAGACCUGAUGCAAAAUCAGCUAGUGGCAUUUUCACGCCAUAAUACCACUUGAAUUUAAAAUUUGUUUACUUAUUGCCUCUAUUGUGUAGAGCUUGAAACGCCUUGAAACGCUCAUCAAAAUAAUGUGUAGGAUCAUAUGUUUUCGACGAACGCUUAAAGAGAUAUAAGGGUUUAAAAAUUUUGCUCACGCGAGCAAGGACCUGCUAAAGUGCAAAAAUAUUUGUUUUAGACAUUCGUAUACCCGUUGCCUUUAUCGUCUAGAUCUUGAAAUGCUGUAUAGGAUCAUGUACUUUUGACAAUCGAUUGAAGAGAUAUUGAGGUUUAAAGGUUUCUUGAUGGCGUCAUCAACCCGUCUGUUCCGAAACACGUGGUAUGACCCAGCUUUAGGGAACUUACCCAUUUUGGUCUCCGGUGGUCCAUAGUGGUCCCAUGCAGAAGAUGACGUCUGUUUAAACUUAAACCUUAAACAUGAAAGUGCAUUGCAAUGGCUGCAUUAAUUUUAAUAAUGACAAAUUGCCCCCUCCCCUCAAUAGCUUUUCAUUAGCUUGUUCAAAUUAAAUCAAACUUGCCACACUUAUAGUACGUCACAAAUGGAACAAAAUAGCGGCAAUAAAUUUUUGCUAGCGUCAGCACAUUUUCUGUGAGGUCAUCAAAAGGUUGAAAUUCGUCAAAAUGCCGCCAUUUGCCUAAAUUCAAUUACGCUAGCUCUAAAGUGACAUUCUGUGUGAUGUUCCUUAAAGCUAAAUAAAAUUAAUUUAAUAUAUCUUCUGGUUUUUACAUAGAUCGCAUGAAAGGUUUUCAAAAAUUGCCCGAAAAUCUGGUUUUUACCGAUUUUCGGGUAAACUCCAAAAAAUUGUGACAUCAGAUUAAAUCAUGUGUCCAAAACAUGGAAAAUGAUUCCUCUUGAUGAAACAAAGUUGUGUUGUAGGUUUCAAGUUCCUAACAAGAGUUAUUAUCCCCAUUAUAAGGGUUUCAUAAAGAUUUUUAGGGGUAGUUUCGAGUAACAGCCAAUAUCAAAGCCUCUGGAAGGUAUGGGACUUUCAAAUUUGCCAUGCAAGUGUCUAAUAGAUAAGUAUUGAAACGCAGUAAGUAUCAUAGCCAUGCAACAUGGCAUUAAUGUGUUAUU